AUGAGCGCCAUUCGCUCCUCGUCAUCGGCCCUCCUCCUCCUCGGCGGUGUCGCAACGCUGCCCGGCGCCGCUACGGUCCGCAGCCGUUUCCCACCACGCGGCGGCUCCACAACCACGGCAACCGACGCAGAGCUGGGGUACAUGCAGCAGCCCCUAGGCCCGGCCAGCAGCAGCAGCAGCACCGUGCCCGCAUCCGCGUCUUCGUUCACGUCCGCCGCCCCAGGAAAGAGCACCCCGCGCGGCAGCACGGCCCCGUCGACGGGGCCUUUGUGGUGGCAGACGCAGGCUUUAUGACUGCCCGCAACGGCGGCCCAGGUCGUCACGAUGGCGACACUUCACACGCGGCCCCGCUGGAUGGACAAAGCCGAGGAGGCGGCCGCCCUCAGGUCCAAGUCUGCCGGCGAGAUGGUCGCCAUCAUGCUCGGCCGUAACCGGGGGGAAAAGUCCUCGUCGAUGCGACAAUGAAGGCCGUGGUCUCACUUUGUGAAAGAAUGAAUUCAAGCAAGGGAAAAGUUUGGUGACGUUCGUUCAACGGGGCUGGUCGGCGCCUGCCUGGGGCGACAAGAGACCAUUUCAUUUUUGGUUGUGACUCGGCAAAGGCCCGGAUUGUUUCUGUGUGCGGUCUUUGGAUGGUGUUGGGCGUAACGGUUUUAUGGCAAUUUCUAGAGCACGAUUAAAACGAAGGGGAAGAUUGCUAUUGAGAUGCAAUUGCCUGUCUGAUUGUGUUACUGUU
Colletotrichum destructivum is the source of this 733-nucleotide messenger RNA. RefSeq lists its product as uncharacterized. The record is from RefSeq and is a predicted model, not a curated record. The coding region runs from base 1 to 294 and encodes 97 amino acids. The transcript has a single exon. Lineage: Eukaryota; Fungi; Ascomycota; Sordariomycetes; Glomerellales; Glomerellaceae.